UUCUUUUCCCACUAUCCUUAACAUAACUUUCACAUUUUUCUUUCGACAUUCAGUCGAUUUACCAACAAGCCUGAAUUUCAAAUGAGUAAACAACGAAGAAAUUCUACCGAUCACCGUCAUCUCUACAAACGCAAUAGUAUCUCAAGAAGCCCCGAUGAGACUAUUAAGCGACGUGUAGCUUUAAAUGAGACUUUGCGUAGGAAACAUAGGGAGCAGUUAAUUACUGCAAAACGUUUCCGCAAUUUGACUCGCCAAGAAGAAUACGAGAGUACAGGUGAAGAAGAGCCUGAAGAUGAAAAGAAUGAAAAUGAUGAGGACAUUAGUCCCUAUUACAGACUCACGAAAGCCCAAGUAGAAGGCCUUUCAAAAGACUUGAAUAGCGAUCAACGCAACGUCCGUGUGUUUGCUGCACAGCAUAUCAGCAAAUUCGUAUUAGAGCCUGCUCAAGCUCUCAUCAAAUUUAUUACAGAAGGCAACUGCAUUGAGGCAUUAACUCGAAUGCUGUCCAGUGCAGACAUAGAAGAAAAAAUCGAAGCCGCGCAAACUAUUUCCAAUAUUGCUGCAGGUCCCUAUGAUCUCUGGAUAAAAUCAACAUCGACUGUGCCUUACCUCAUUUCUCUUCUUAACUCUGAUAAUAUGAAUCUGAGGGAAAUAGCAGCUGGUGCGCUAGGUAAUAUGGCAGCCGAAGACCUAGGGGAUAUGAACGACGAGGAUGACAAGGUUCGCGAAACUAUUCGUAAUAACGGAGCCAUUAAACCGUUGAUUCGUAUGCUUGAUUCCAAUGAUACACGUCUUGUUACUUCUGCCUGCUUUGCAUUAGCCAACCUGGCUCGGGGUGAAGAAGCGCAGUUGAAAGAUUUCUUUACAACGAAAAUUUCGGAUAAAUUACUGAAGAAUCUAGAGAACGAGGAAACUGCCACCGAGGUUUGCUGGGUCAUCAGUUAUUUGACAGCUGGAAGUGAAAGCUUUCGCCGAGAAAUAAUGCAGAAAGAAUUUGCCGCGCCUUUAGUGAAGAGUUUGGCUCUUCUAGCUGAACAAGGACCUGUCGUUUUGCCGGUUCUCCGAACUUUGGGUAAUUUAGUGGCAACGGACGAGUAUCUGGAAACCAUAGCAGAACAUGAUGACUUUUUGCCUAACGUGCUCAAAUUAGUGCGAUCGGAUCAAAGUAGGGCCUUGAAGAAAGAAGCAUUGUGGGUUCUGUCAAAUGUUACUUCAACGUCAAAUAAUCGUAUCAUCGAAAAAUUGCAAGAACUAGAUGCUAUUAAAAGCCUAUCGGAGCUUGUGCUUCGAGGAGCGUUUGAUAUUCGUAAAGGUGCCGCAUACUGUAUCAUGAACAUUGCAAACCAUGGAGCCGAAUAUCUAAGCAAAUUAAAACAUAAAGAACUACUCCCAGCCUUCUUGGAGCUGCUAAAAUCGCAAGAUGCUGAUAUGAUGAGAUUAGCUCUUGGAUAUAUUGAAUUGCUUUUGACUCAAUUGCCAAAUGGAAAGGAAAUCAUUGAAAAUGUACCUGAUUGUAUGGAGGCUUUGGCAGCUGUUGCUCCAGCACCGGAUCCAGAAUUAUAUGAUUUUGCGAACCGACUCGUUGAUCAAUACUAUAAUGAGUCCCCAGAUAUGCAAGAGUAAGAAUAAGAAAACAUGAAGCAGUAGGUAUAGUAUCAGUAGAAUUUCAUGUAGAUCGUAUAUGUAAAAAAAACCUUACCUUAGCUAGCUCAUGAGAUUUUUUUCAAUAAGUCAUCAUUCUUACAUAAGCGAAAUAUUGAAUAAAAAACAUACCAACUUCAAAAUACAACACUCUUAGAAGACUUUCACAUAGG
Molecule: messenger RNA, 1814 nt
Organism: Mycotypha africana
Lineage: Eukaryota; Fungi; Mucoromycota; Mucoromycetes; Mucorales; Mycotyphaceae
Product: armadillo-type protein
Exons: 9
Coding region: 82-1623 (513 amino acids)
Biological process (GO): NLS-bearing protein import into nucleus
Cellular component (GO): nucleus
Molecular function (GO): protein binding; nuclear import signal receptor activity
Source: RefSeq, a predicted model, not a curated record